GCCGUUUGAUGGCCCGAAACUAAACAGAAUGGCGGCGCUCACCGGAGCGACCGGCUGCCCGUUGAGUUAAAGCCAUAACGGUCAAUACUCUCGUCUUCUGAGGCUGAAAACAAUCAUAUAGCAAAUAAUGGACACCGUAGGAGAGGACGAACCGGACCCUAUAAAGCUCAAGUCCAUCAAGAACAAUAAAACCUUCACAGUGCCUCAAAAUGAUAGGUUUGGGAGCUGCAGAAGUGUCAGAGAGUUUGAGAAACUCAACCGCAUAGGAGAAGGAACUUACGGCAUUGUGUACCGAGCCCGGGACACCAAGUCAGAUGAGAUUGUCGCAUUGAAGAAGGUCCGGAUGGACAAAGAGAAAGAUGGGAUCCCCAUCAGUAGCCUCAGAGAGAUCACCCUGCUGCUGAGACUGAGACAUCCCAACAUAGUGGAGCUGAAAGAAGUGGUUGUUGGCAGCCAACUGGAGAGGUGUCCGUCCCAGGGUUUCUCUCAGCUGCCACUCAUCGGUCAGUACAGUCUGAGGAAGCAGCCGUACAACAACCUGAAGAAUAAAUUCACCUGGCUGUCGGAUGCUGGACACAGGCUGCUCAACCUGCUCUUCAUGUACAACCCACAGCGCAGAGCUACUGCCAAAGACUGUUUGGAGAGUUCGUACUUCAAAGAGAAACCUCUACCCUGCGAGCCAGAGCUGAUGCCAACCUUCCCCCACCAUCGUAACAAGCGGGCCGCUCCUCCGGCGGAGAGCCACUCAAAGCGGGCCAAAGUGUGAUGAAGAUGAAAAUGGCGAUGAGACAUUUAAGUCAGAGACGAGCCUGUGGCGGUGGCAUUCUCAGAAAUGUGCAUUGAAAGAAUGGAUGUUAGUUUCUGUUCACACGUGGGACUAGGAUUUGCUUGUGAGGUUUUUAAUUCUGUGGCACAGAUUAAAACCUUGAACUGUUUACACAGAACUCGUUCAGUAUAAUGUUGCAGAGACAAUGUGGUAUUUUAAAAAGGCUGUAACUGCACAUUAUAGACACAUGGAUGCAGUGGUUUGCAGCACUGUGUGUUAGUAUUUGUUAUUAUUCAUAUUGCUGCCAAGGUGAAGGAAAUGAGGACGAAACUGCCUUGACAAAUAUGCCAAGGCUGUGUCCAUGUGUAGAGCAUGUCACAUUUUGCUUGAGCGCUGCACACAGGCCUCUUAGGAGUUUUUUAACUGUAUUAGAGAAAAUAAGAUUGAAGUAGAAGAAUCUUGCCUGAAAGAUUUUGUGAAAAAAUAAAUGGAACGGGAGCUUUAAGAUCUCAGGUUUGAUCCCCGCAAACCAUCAGUAUGUGUUGCUGACCAGCUUUGUGUCCUGUCCAAGUGUCCUUGAGGUAAAAUACUGUACCCAAGAAUCUUCUCGCUUCCAGUAAGUUGUUAUAGAUCAACAUUUUGGGAAAUACGCUUAUUCACUUUCUUAUCACUUGGUUUGUGGAGUACCGUUUUGAAGCCUCGAGUUUGGCAUUAUGGCUGUCACCAUGAGUUUUUCAGAGGUAACAGCGGUGACGCACUUCGCUUAGUUUCAACUCGUAUGUAACAGGAAACAAUGCUCACUGUCAAUCCCAAGGUAGCCCUGCCAUGGUCUAUUAUACUCUA
Messenger RNA from Morone saxatilis (striped sea-bass), 1609 nucleotides. It is a transcript of the gene cdk10, whose product is annotated as cyclin-dependent kinase 10. Gene Ontology annotation, biological process: protein phosphorylation; regulation of mitotic cell cycle. NCBI's taxonomy places the organism in Eukaryota, Metazoa, Chordata, Actinopteri, Moronidae. The transcript has 7 exons. The record is from RefSeq and is a predicted model, not a curated record. The coding region runs from base 128 to 766 and encodes 212 amino acids. Gene Ontology annotation, molecular function: cyclin-dependent protein serine/threonine kinase activity; ATP binding. Gene Ontology annotation, cellular component: nucleus.